This is a messenger RNA of Cannabis sativa, 3702 nucleotides long. RefSeq lists its product as uncharacterized. Bases 931 to 3702 code for a protein of 923 amino acids. The record is from RefSeq and is a predicted model, not a curated record. Gene Ontology annotation, molecular function: zinc ion binding; nucleic acid binding; aspartic-type endopeptidase activity. Gene Ontology annotation, biological process: proteolysis. NCBI's taxonomy places the organism in Eukaryota, Viridiplantae, Streptophyta, Magnoliopsida, Rosales, Cannabaceae. The transcript is spliced from 3 exons.
UGAAACGAUGAACACAAAUUUCAUUCUCUACUUCUUUCUCUCCACUUAGAUAAUUCCUAAAUCUCUCAUAGCCUCUAUCACACCAAAUUACAGCAUAGCAUAAAUUGAAGCCUCUAUCACAAUAUUCAAUUUCUAAGGGCCUAGAAGGUAUCGUAGGAGUUAAUUACAGCGGAGUUGAGAUAAGUAAGCCUGUAAGUUUUCGGUGACAAGUUGAGUCUGGGCAGCAUGGGGUGUAUCUCGUGUGAUCAUGUAACUGCGUGUGGUCUUGGCCAUCUUCCGCUGAAAGUUUUUUUUAAUUUAUUAAACUUAUCGAGGAUGUUGUCGUUUAAAUUUUCUAUUACUUUUCCCUAAGUGGUAAUACUUUAUUUUCAACUGGGUACCCAUGUUUUGAAAAUUGUUAUUUUUUUUUUAAUAAAGGCAACAUUAGUAUCUUAACGCCAGUUUAUUUAUGGCAUCUUAUUUUACGUAAGUAAGGGCGUUACAAAAUGGUACCAGAGCCACAAUUACAUUGAUCUUGAAUUCACGCGACAUACACACCAUCGCUGCAAAGGAUCAACUUGUCAUCAAGUAUGUAUGCCUUAUAUAUGUUAUGUCUUAUAUAUUAAAUUUGGUUUAGUCUUUAUCUUUUGAUUUUCCUUUAGUUAGCUAGAAGUUUAGGGUAUGGUUAAUCGAAACAAUUAACUGAUUCUUCGGAGUUAGAAUUUUAGUAUAACUCAAACAAUUUUCUUAUUAGUGUAUUUUUUUUUAUGAGUGAAGAUUAUUUAUUUAUUUAUUUAUUUUACAUGGUGAAUUGUUGCUUGAUGAUUUACGUUUUUUUUAAGUUUAUAUAAUUUAGUGUAUAGAUAUUUCCUUUUUGAGCGAGAUACAUCUUUCGUUAUUAUUCUUACCGCUACCAUCUCCUUUCUUUUGAAGAACAAGUUAAGGGAUUUGAUGGAAAACGGUGAACCCAGAAGAUCAACCCGGUUGAAUGAAAGAGCGGCUGUAAGAGACCGAGCUAGAGGUCGGGGGCGAGGAGGUGCUCACGGUCGAGGUCGCGGUCGAGGCAUGGGAAACCAGCAUGUCCCUGCCGAGGCGGUGAUCCAGGAGAAUCAAAAUGCCCCUGUAAAUGGACAACAACCAGGUCAAGGUGGGGGCAACCACGAAGUCCCUGCUGGGGUAGUUGGUCAAGAACACCAAAACGCCCCUGUAGUGGUGCCACCACAACAAGAAGAUUUGGCGCAAGAAGUUGCUCGUCUCAAGGAAGAAAUUAGGAAGCGAGAUGAAGAGGCUCACAACCGUCAGGAACAACCCAAUCAAGGACAACAUCAAUUUUUGCCGGUGCAAUACUUGCCUGUGCCGGAGGGUCGAUGGGAACCAAUAUAUGAAAGGUUCCGCAAGCAACACCCACCAAAUUUUGAAGGGGGCUCAGAUCCAAUGGAAGCUGAGGAAUGGUUAAGAACAGUGGAAGGUAUUGUUGAGUACAUGCGGCUCGGUAACGGAGAUAGUGUAGCUUGUGCUGCUAGUUUAUUGAAAAAGGAUGCCCGCAUCUGGUGGGAUGUUAUUAAACAAACACGGGAUGUGGCCGCAAUGACCUGGGCUGACUUUGUACAAGUUUUUAACAAAAAAUACUACAGUGAAGCAAUACGCUCAGCUAGAGUUAAUGAGUUCACGAACCUGAGGCAGGGUAAGUCUACAGUUACAGAGUAUGCUCGCCAAUUUGACAGAUUAGCAAAGUUUGCCACAGAUCUGGUUCCUACUAAGUUUUUGAGGAUUCAUCGUUUUACCGAAGGGCUCGACUCCCGAAUAAGUCGGGACAUAGCGAUGUCAGGAGUAAGGGCAACCACGUAUGCUGAGGUAUUGGAAAAAGCCCUAGAAGCUGAGUUGUGUGAAAGUCGUAUACAGAAAGACAAUACAGCAAGGUGGGAGGCCAGAAAGGCCAGUAAUGGAGGUGGUGAUAACAAAAGAAAACUGCCAAGUAACCAACACAACGAAGCCGACAAGAGAAACAAGAUAGGGUCCAAUAACUACAAAGGGAAGAAGCCAUAUGUGGAGUACCCCCUAUGCCCAACAUGUGGUCGUAAGCAUCCGGGAGAAUGUCGACUGAAAGGCAAGACUUGUUACAAGUGUGGGCAACCAGGCCACUAUAAGAAGGACUGUCCACAAAAGGGCGAUCAACUCAAGGAUGACAAACUUGUCCCAGCUCGAGUAUUUGCACUAACCAGAGGGGAGGCUGAGACUAGUAACACUGUGGUUGCAGGUCAGAUUUCUAUCUCUGGAAAACUAUGUACUGUUUUAUUUGAUUCUGGAGCUACGCACUCAUUUAUUGCUUUAAAGAUGAUAGAUAAGUUAGAACUACCGUAUGUAAACUUUAGUUAUAAGUUCAUGACGGAGUUGCCCUCGGGCGAGGUUAUGAUAUCAUCUAGAGGAGUGCGGGAUGCGCCAAUAAGGAUUGCAGACAAGGAACUUAGUGGAGAUCUGAUAGAGCUGGAGAUGAGGGAUUACGAUCUUAUCUUGGGUAUGGAUUGGCUAUCACGACAUGGAGCAACAAUAGACUGCCGAAAGAGGACAGUGACUUUCACCCCUGAAUCUGGAGAGGCAUUCAUAUUUGAAGGAAUCAAAGUCAAGUCAAGCUUACCGCUAGUUACAGCCCUGAAGGCACAAAAGAUGAUACGUGCGGGAUGUCAAGCAUACUUGGCCAGCAUAGUAGACAAGUCAAGAGAAACCACCCUCAAGCCAGAGAAUGUCCACAUAGUAUGUGAAUUCCAAGAAGUUUUUCCGGAAGACCUACCAGGGCUACCCCCAGAUAGAGAGAUAGAAUUUGUGAUUGAGUUAGCGCCAGGCACAGCGCCAAUCUCGAGGGCUCCAUACCGCAUGGCUCCCAAUGAAUUGAAGGAAUUGAAGGCUCAACUACAAGAUCUUUUAGACAAGGGGUUCAUUAGACCAAGUUACUCACCUUGGGGUGCGCCAGUGUUGUUUGUCAAGAAGAAGGACGGUAGUAUGCGGAUGUGUAUAGACUAUCGAGAGCUGAACAAAGUGACUAUAAAGAACAAGUAUCCCUUGCCUCGCAUCGAUGAUUUGUUUGAUCAGUUACAAGGGGCGAUCGUCUUUUCAAAGAUCGACUUGAGAUCUGGGUACCACCAAUUGAAAGUCCGAGAGGAAGAUAUAGCAAAGACGGCAUUUCGAACACGGUAUGGGCAUUAUGAAUUUCUAGUGAUGUCAUUUGGGUUAACCAAUGCCCCAGCAGCCUUCAUGGAUUUAAUGAAUAGAGUAUUCAAGGAAUAUCUUGACAAGUUUGUGGUGGUAUUCAUUGAUGACAUACUCAUUUAUUCAAGGACAAUGGAAGAGCAUGAGGAGCACUUAAGGCUAACUCUAAGUAGACUCAAAGAGCACCAAUUGUACGCCAAAUUCAAAAAGUGUGAGUUAUGGUUGGAGAAAGUGGCGUUUCUAGGCCAUAUAGUGUCCAAAGAUGGGGUAGAGGUGGACCCUGCGAAAAUUGAAGCAGUGAAGAGCUGGCCAAAACCAAAAACCGCAAGUGAGGUUCGGAGUUUCCUCGGACUAGCUGGAUAUUAUAGGAGAUUCGUUGAAGGGUUCUCAAAAAUAGCCACACCAUUGACGAAUUUGACUCGAAAGCAACAAAAAUUUGCAUGGACAGAUAAAUGUGAGGAAAGCUUUCAGACAUUGAAAGAUAAACUCAUAACGACUGUCCCCGUGUGUUCCAACUAA